AUGGCACUAUUGGAAGCUCGACAUGCUACUCAGUUAAGGAAAUACGAUAUUGCUGCUAGGUGGUAUCUGACAUUGUUUGCGCAAUUGUCUUUAGAAGAGGGCAAAAAAUAUGUGGGAGAGUUUAUUGAUGUACUGGAAGAAAUGGCUUCAAAUGCUGAUGAUUACUCUGAGCAACUAAUGUUGCUCCUUCAGAGUCGAAUUAUGUUCCCGAAUGAACCUGUUGUUCUAAAUGCUUGCGUGCGAUUUUUCUUCUGUAUCGGUAGACACCUGGAAGCUUUUGAUUGUGCGCACGAAGCUGUUAAGCAAGGAGAAGGCAUUACUCAUGUAACUGCACUUGCAAACUUAGAGAACAUCAGAACUAGCAUCAUGGAUCCGUGGCACUGGACUAUGUUGAAUGAUGCCCAUCGUAAUGCGACGUAUGCAAAAGCUAUACAGGUCGUUGCUAAUGCAAGACCAAAGAGCUGUGUUCUUGAAAUCGGUGCAGGCACUGGUAUUUUAACAGCAAUUGCAAGCAGGUACUUUAAGCGCAAUGUUUACUGUUGUGAGAUGAAUCAAAAUAUGUGCGACAUUGCUGAAAAAGUACUAAACCAGAAAGUGAUUCGCAAGUGUUCUAUGGAGGUCACCAUUGAGGACGUUGGGUUUGAAAAUGUAGAUGUAUUAAUUACUGAAACAAUGGACUGCGGUUUGUUGGGUGAAGGGAUUGCCUGCUUCUUAUAUGACGCCUACACAAGAAUCUUAUCGCCAUCUUCAGUCAUUAUUCCCAAUUGCGCAACAGUAUAUGCAUACGUUGUUGAAAGCCCAACGUUAAUGGAUGAACAUUUAACAGUUUUCUGUGGGCGCUAUUUUGUUUCUGAGAGUGUAACAGCAUCUUAUCAUCCUUGUGGUGUAGUGGAAAAUAAUGAGCCAUACUGCUGUACUUCAGCGACAGAAAUUCGUGGAGGGUACAUAAUAUUAAGUCAAACAGUAGAAAUUUUUUCGAUAAAUUUUCAUAGUUGCGAAGAGCUUAAUGCAGUAGUUGAAAAUGGUAUUACGGAACUUCGAUUUGCUCCUAUAAUUCAAGAUGGUACUGCACACUGUAUUAUGGCUUGGUUCAGUUGUGAAUUGUUUCCUGGUUUACCUUGUAUCGAUACAGGUCCAGGAAAAGGUAGUUGUUGGCAACAAAUAAUAUAUCCGUUACCGAAACCUAUAGCUUUACGUAAAGAUAGCAUAUGCACCUUGAAGGUGAGAGCAUUCAAGGAUCAGCUAUUAUGCGCUCUUGAGAAGAUAGUUUUACCAGACGAUGCUGUUAUUGAUAAUGAAAGAUCAUUGGAUGAUAUUGUCAUUCUCCCGAAAAAUGAUUUUUUGCUGACGAAUGAUAGUUAUUUGCUGCACUUUUUGGAAAAUAGUUUAAUUGAAGUAUUUACUGAUCAAGAGCUUGUGAUUAACGACAGUAAUAAAAUUUAUGUUGUGGAUAUCACUGAUCUCAGUAUACUCUCAAUGACGCUUGCGAGAAAAUUCACCGAAGACAAUGAUUAUGCGGAUAUUUUAAUGUUUUGGCCCAUAAGUUCUCAUGGUUUUAUGAUGGAAACUACUUUAGAUCACGUUAUUAGCUUUCGACUUUCAAAUAGUCGAGCUAGAGUUAUUCCAUCAAAAGUUACUGUUGUAGGUCAGGUUAUCAGCUGCCCUGGUGUGGUUCAACAAUGCAAACCAUGCCCUUCAGCUUAUCAGGGAGUUGACCUCUCUGUAAUCUAUGACCUUGCCCUUUCGUUUCACUAUGAUAUUGAGCAGAUGCCAACAAAUGAAUCGAAUUUGCCAGAUUUCAUGUGCCUUCUUGGAGUGGCUUCAGAAGCAGUUAUUACUGCAGAUGGCAUCGCAGAUGGCUUGUUAUACUGGUUUGAUAUUGAGAGUGGGAAUCAGUUGUACAGCACAAAAUCUCGACAAAGCCUCAGUCGUUGUGCCAUGUACUUAUUUGAUGAAAGUCGUAAAGUUACAAAAGAUGAGCGUUUAUCUGUUAAAUCUUCUCAUCUUCGUGGAUUUGACAUGAGACUACACUUAUUUAAUGCUAGAAGAGCAACUGAUAGAAAGCAGUACAACGUUGCUGCUGAUUGCUACAUAGAACUUUUUUCUGAAUUGUCUUGGGAGGAAAGUAAACAAUAUGUGCAUGAGUUUGUUAGAGUUCUGGAUGAGAUGAAGCCAAAUGAAACUGGCUUUGGAGAUCAUGUGUUAUUACUCUUUCGAAGUCUGUUGCCCCUUCCAGAGGAACCUGUCAUUCUGAAGUCUCUGUCCAAGUAUUUAGCUUUUUUUGGUCAGGUUUUGACAAGUUUAGAAUUCUCUAUUGAAGCUGUUGAAAAAAGCGAAGGCGUAACACAUAUAGAUUGUAUGGUAAACUUGGAAAUUAUCAGAUCGAAUAUUGUAAAAUCUUAUGAUUGGGUUGUAUUCAACAGUUCUCGUCGUGUCUCUUCCUAUGAGGCAGCAUUGGAAAAUAUUGCUAGAUGGAGACCAGACAGUAAACUUCUUAUAGCCGGUUGUGGACUGGGUAUUAUUCCAUCAAUUGCUUCCAGGUACUUUCAUCAACGUAAGUUUUCUUACGAUUUCUACCAGUGGAUUGGUCUAACUGAGAGAAUUGAGAAUCAACCAGCCUUUAGCAGUUUUACUUGGUUAGCAAUGGCUUUGGAUAUCGUUCAACCACUAUUAGACGUUGUAAUUAUCGAUGUAAUGGCGUAUGGUACUUUAGGUGAAAAAGUGGCAGUACUGAUGAAUCCUAUAGAAAAACGACUUCUGAUGCCUUAUCGAAUUUCUGUUCCAAAAACUAUGACAGCUUAUGCGUGUUUCAUUGAGUGCCCCGCAAUAAUGCAAGAGCAUAAUGCAACUUUUGAUGGACAUAAUUUCGCUUCGGAGUGCUCGUUAGUAUGUUAUGGAAAAUGUAAGCUGGGUCCACUAAAAUCAACUUAUCAUCGUGCCAUAGCUUCUGAAAUCCGUGGAGGAUAUAGAGUUUUAAGCAGAUCAGUAGAGAUUUUUUCUAUAAAUUUGUGCAGUCUUGUUGAAAUGACUAAAAUUAUGCUUGAUGGCAUUCUGGAGCAUCGACAGGCACUUAUAUUUCGGAAUGGCACUGCUCAUGGCAUUAUGGCUUGGAUCAGCUGUGAUAUGUUUCCUGGUAUACCUUGUAUUAGCUCAAGUCCAAGGUCAAAUAUCUCUCAACAUCAAGCAAUAUUUCCGCUACCAAUUCCUCAAAGAUUGUUUAGAGGUAACCGGUGUACACUAGAAGUGAAGGUACAUGAAGAAUUUGUAUUUUGCAGAUAUAAAGAUGAAGUAUUACCAUAUAGUGAAUCAGAAAGUGAAAUGAGCCCUAAAAGAUAUUCAACUAUGACAAAUGGGGAUUCUGAUAGUCGAAACUCUUCCUCUGGUUCUGCAUUAUCAUUUAACUUGGAUAAUGAUGAUUACAUUAAUCAGGUACCAGAGCAAUCAGAUUCUGAAUGUUACAGUGGAAUGGAUGUUGAAGAAAAUUUUAAAUAUGAUGAUCUAGAUGUUGCAUGUUUACCUACAGUAGAUAAUAUAAUUCUUAGCUAUGAGGACACGGCAAAGUUAAGUGAUAUUAUAUGUCUUACAACAAACGACUUUUUGUUAAUGAAUGACGAAUCACUGGUGCAUUUCUUCCGAUCAAAUUUGAAUGAAUUGCAAAAACAAGAAGAAUUUACAACUAAGCAAAUUUGUGCUUUGGAUAUUACUAAUAUAUGCAAACUUUCGCUGACAUUGAUACAAUCAUUUCCUGAAAUAGCCUUUUUGUGCUAUAAUCAUGAAGCUGGGAAAUUAGCUACUAUAUUAACGCCAAACAGAUUCGUCAAAUUUCCAGUACCCCCAGAUCAUAAAGCAUCCCUUGAAAAUAUACCUGCUGUUUGCUUCUUAAGAGCACCAAGGAAACCAUUUUUUACUUUAUUUGAGAAUAGUGAAUCAAUGGAUGUAUUAUUGUUCUGGCCUAUUAGUUCACAUGGUUCUUUAAUAGAAGCUGCGUUACAUCGUCUUUACAGUUUUCGGCUUUCGAAUAGUCAAGCUCGAAUAAUUCCAUCAAAAAUUAGUGUUGUAGGACAAGUCAUAGAAUGUCCUGAUAUUCUCAGUCGAAGUAGAGCUGAUCCAAAAAUUUAUGAAGCAAUGUAUUCAACAAUAAUCAGUAAUCUUGUCGUUUCCUCGCACUAUGAUAUUGAACUUUCAAGACUCAACUACACUGCGCUUUCUGAUCCUUCUGAAUUGCUUUGUUUAGAGUUUGAUAAGGAGAUGCCAAAAAAUGAAUUGGAUUUACCGGAAUUCAUUUGUCUUAUUGAAAUGGUUUCAGAAAUGGUUAUUACUCGCAGUGGCUACGUAGAUGGCUUGCUGUAUUGGUUUAAUGUUGGAGAUGGUAAUCGGUUUUAUAGCACUAAAUUUCGAGACAACCUUUGUCGCUGUGCUAUAUACAUAUUUCAUGAAAAAGUUAAUACUCGUAAAAAUCGAACAGUAGUUGACGUGGGUGAUUCAACUUUAUGGACUACAGAUCUUGAUCUGUUUGAAUUUAAACUUCAUCCUAAUGUAUAUAGUCAGUGA
Thelazia callipaeda (thelaziosis nematode) is the source of this 4551-nucleotide messenger RNA. Lineage: Eukaryota; Metazoa; Nematoda; Chromadorea; Rhabditida; Thelaziidae. The record is from the annotation of a GenBank genome assembly.